Messenger RNA from Laccaria bicolor S238N-H82, 780 nucleotides. RefSeq lists its product as uncharacterized. Bases 1 to 780 code for a protein of 259 amino acids. The transcript has 5 exons. The record is from RefSeq and is a predicted model, not a curated record. NCBI's taxonomy places the organism in Eukaryota, Fungi, Basidiomycota, Agaricomycetes, Agaricales, Hydnangiaceae.
AUGGCGGAACGAUGGGAUAAAAUCUACGAAGCCCAGAAGCAUGAUGGACCUCGUAUAAAGCCCAUCCGACACCCAAAUCUCGCCAACGUCUCAACUCUAUCAAUCAAGUCUAAUGCAAUCAACCUUUCACGAAAUGAUGCGCCGCACUCACCCACCAAUGCCGGCUCCUCAUCUCCUAACGGUGUCACUGAAAUCUCAGACAUUCUCUCCCGGCUCCAGCUCAAUACCUCGCAGCUACAGGAGCUCUUUAACGCUCUUACCGACAUCGUCACCAAGUCUGCUCAACCAAGCCUGGACAACGACACGUACAAUUUGAUCAAUGCCGACGACGUACCUCAAAACGUCUCCACUGAAGACAGCGGCGAUGAAAAUGCGGACACUGCCGGUCGUGUGUUAAUUACCGCUACCCUAUCUACCGUUGCGGUGAAACCUGUUGUUGGACCUUCCCCUGUAGCAUCCAACAGAGAUUCUGUUGCAGUAUCUGUCGUCGCCACUGCUCCCCCCGCUGUUGCGCCUGCAGGCACAACUGCCGUCACAGCAUCCCCCGUCAUUGUGGUACCUGUGGCACCUGUCUCCAUUGCUGCACCUGCAGUCGCAUCCACUACCAGGAUGUUUAACGGGGUCAGUUACCAAUAUCCUCCUGACGACGCUUCCGGUCCGUUCUAUCUCGUCACUCGCGGCCACAAUAUUGGUGUAUUUGUCGGUUGGGAAAACACAUCCCCCCUCGUCACUUGUGUCUUGGCUUCUGUCUCCUUCCACAUUCCUUCUGCAGAGGACUGA